GCUUUUCGGUUCGCAAUCCGCAACGUCCAUAUUGCCUACCACCGGGUUCACCUUUCUGUCCCGGCCACCAGUCUUUUCACUCUCGAGGCCAAUCUUUCUUUGCUGUCGUUUCCGCAACAUAUGCAGUCUGCGGAAGAUCCAGACUAGGACAACCUGUAACACAACAACGAAGAAACACCUGCCAGUUCAAAAUGAGGUUCGGACGGACCCUCCAGAUCUCCACGUACGAGCCGUGGAAGCAAUACUACAUCGACUACGCCAAGCUCAAGAAGCUCCUCCGCGAGGAUGAGUCUAGCGUCAACCUGCAGGGCUCUGCCAAAAACGCUGAUCAAUGGACGGAGAAAGAUGAGGAGGCUUUCGUGGAAGAACUUGUGAACGUCCAGUUGGAGAAGGUCCACAAGUUUCACAAAGACACAUACGAAGCUUUAGGAGAGCGUACAGCGGGGUGUGAAGCUAAGCUUGACCAGAUCGCUGGUGCCGAGAAGGGUUCAUCAGGCGAGGCGCAAGACAAGCCAGCAGAAGAGGGAAGCAGCAACAGCAAUGGAAAGAAAAAGGUGCCCAGCGAAGAAGAGAAGCAGAAGAUACUGAAGGAGGUCGAGUCUGAGCUCGAUCAAAUCACCAAAGAGACGAACGAGCUUGAGAAAUACAGCCGUGUCAACUACACUGGCUUCUUGAAGGCGGUCAAGAAGCACGAUCGGAAACGUGGUACCGCCUACCGCGUACGGCCAUUGCUUCAAGUGCGUUUGACAGCUCUGCCUUUCAACAAGGAGGACUACAGUCCUCUUAUCUUCCGACUCAGUGCCAUGUAUGGCUUUGUGCGACAACACCUGAACGGCAACGACACACAGGCCGUGAAAGCGUCGGAGAAUCAAGAAGGCAAAGAAGAGUACAAGAGUCACAAGUUUUGGGUUCACCCAGAGAAUCUGUUGGAGAUCAAGACUAUGAUCAUGCGCCGUCUCCCGGUGCUAGUGUACAAUCCUCAAACAUCUCGCGUCGCCGAAGGCCUCACCCCAGAUCCGUCCAUCACAAGCAUAUACUUCGACAACCCCGAUUUCACGCUCUAUACGGACAAGAUUGAAAAGAGCUCCGGUUCUUCCUUGCGACUGCGCUGGUACGGCCAACUCGAUGACAAGCCAGAUAUCUACCUGGAGAAGAAGACCAUCACCGAGAAUGAUACAAGCUACGAAUCCCGUUUCGCUACCAAAGACAAAUACAUCCAGCGUUUCCUCAAGAACGAGUACCACAUGGAGAAGCAGAUCACGAAGCUUGAGGAGCGAGCUGGCGAGCAGAGUGCAGAGGCACGAUCGAUGAAGGCGUCGGUCGAGGAAAUCCAGAGCUUCAUUACCGAGCAUGAACUGCAGCCUGUAGUGCGCGCGAACUACACUCGCACUGCUUUCCAGAUCCCUGGAGACGACCACGUCCGUGUUAGUCUUGACACCGAUCUAGCCUUCAUCCGCGAGGAUGCUUUCGACCUCGACCGUCCAUGUAGGGAUCCCGACACGUGGCAUCGUGCUGACAUCGACAACAACCGACUUGAGUAUCCCUUCUCUUCCGUUCGUAAGGGUGAGAUCACACGGUUCCCCUUCGCUGUGCUUGAAUUCAAGAUCAAGAAUACUGGCAAGAAGAACGAAUGGCUUGAAGACAUCAUGAACAGCCAUCUGGUCAAAGCAGCUCCCCGUUUCAGCAAAUUCGUUCACGGAGUUGCGACGCUCUUCGACGAUGGUGUCAAUAUUUUCCCGUUCUGGCUGAGUGAAAUGGAGACCGACAUUCGCAGAGAUCCGCAGCAAGCUUUCGAGGAAGAACAGGCUCGUCGACAGAAAGAGCGUGACGAUGAAUUUGCCGUCGGCUCUUUACUCCGAUCGGGUGUUAGCCCUAGGUCGAAACCUGGCGUCAUUUCUCCCGUGGGUUCACCAAUGCUCGCAGAUACCAUCAAGCGUGACGCAGAAGCAUCUUCUAGACUGGGAACCUCCGCUGUGGUGGAGCCGACCCAACGCAAUCAAACUGCCGGAGAGCCCGACGACGACGAGACGGGUAUUCAGGGCAACCGUGAGUCUGGCCCACCGCGCGGCUUGAAGAAUAUCUUCCACACCUGGAGCACAAGCAAAUUCGCACAGUCCAGACGUGCCGGCAAGACACGUCUUCCACCAGGUGUGGUCGAGCCAAAGUUCUGGAUCAAGGACCAAGGCCCGCUCAAGGUUGAAGGCAAGGUCUGGCUCGCCAAUCAGAGAACUUACAUCAAAUGGCAACAUGUGUCUGUUCUCCUUGCUGGUCUCUCGUUGGGUCUCUACAACGCUGCCGGCAAAGACAACAACAUCGCUCGUGGCCUCGCUGUAGUGUACACCAUCGUCGCCCUCUUCACUGCUGCAUGGGGUUACGGUGUGUACAUGUGGCGUACCCACCUGAUCGAGCGAAGGAGCGGCAAGGACUUCGAUGCAAUCAUCGGGCCUAUCGUCGUCUGCAUUGGUCUGAUCGUUGCUCUUGUCCUCAACUUCAUUUUCAAGUACCAUCAAGCGCUCAUUGACCGCGAGCACCAAGAUCCCAGUCACCCGGGCUUCAACCACACAAGCUCUUAUGGCUUGCAGCAGAUGCUUUCAUGAGGAAGAUGACAAGGAUUGCUUAGUGAUCAGGUCACUUCUAGAUGUCGUUCAGUGUUUCCCCCACGCGUCGCUCUAUCAUGUAAAUAAUGUAUCGUCUAUCCAUCGGAAUGCAGGUUUCGGUAUUAAAUGCUCCACGUCGAUUGUGUGCGCUUU
Molecule: messenger RNA, 2750 nt
Organism: Dissoconium aciculare CBS 342.82
Lineage: Eukaryota; Fungi; Ascomycota; Dothideomycetes; Mycosphaerellales; Dissoconiaceae
Product: SPX-domain-containing protein
Exons: 2
Coding region: 192-2597 (801 amino acids)
Cellular component (GO): fungal-type vacuole membrane; vacuolar transporter chaperone complex
Source: RefSeq, a predicted model, not a curated record